This is a messenger RNA of Aspergillus novofumigatus IBT 16806, 955 nucleotides long. RefSeq lists its product as uncharacterized. The record is from RefSeq and is a predicted model, not a curated record. The transcript has a single exon. Lineage: Eukaryota; Fungi; Ascomycota; Eurotiomycetes; Eurotiales; Aspergillaceae. The coding region runs from base 158 to 778 and encodes 206 amino acids.
CGAUAUCCUUUGGCGAAUACUGAGCCUCAACCGUGGAGAAGGGACGACGCACGUAAUCUCCGCAACAAAUUCUCAGUGAACGACUCCUAGGUAGAUAUCUACCAGGGCCACUAUAGACAUAAGACUCUGAUGCCUUCACGAGUCUGUUCGGUGAUGUAUGACAAUCCCCAGAAUGCUAUAUCAUGGAUGUCUUUGCCAGAAGGUCAUGGAGUCGGAGACGGUCCUUAAAGGUAGGUACCCGGAUCUCGUAUUACCCUUUCAUACAAGGACCCCCAAACUUAGGUUCACAACCUUGGUAUUGAAGUUGCCGCUCCAACCUGGACCGUAUAGGGACCACGAAUCAUCUUCCCCAGAUUUCAUUUCGCCCUUCAAAUACAUCCAGAUCAUUCGUGAACAAGGCUCAAAGGACGCAGGGAAUCUGCUCCUGUUGCUCCCAUCAAAGUUAUUGAAGUCUAAAUCCCAUAUUGUGGGUCAAGGCGCUCGUGCCUUGACGGCCAGACCUUCCAGGAUAAUAUGGGCCGUUGACCUGCGUCCUGGAAACAUCAACCUGUGCUGCAUUUUCAUCCAACCUGUAUUGGUUUCUGUCGACGGUUUGAAGGUACAUCAAAUUCAGGGCCCAAAGGCGACGUCCCUUUCCUCAUCUGGAACCAGUCCAUUGAACCACAUCUAUCUCACUAAUGGACGCGUUCGAAUGCCAAGCCUCGCCAGCACCACGUCAAUGAUCAGAAAAAUGAGGCUCAUGUGCUUACUGCUACCAAAUUUUCACAUUCUGAGCUGAAUCUGUGGACUUUGCAGCAAUGGAACAGGACGAACAGUCUCCUCAGCUGGCAGACACCUCAGGGUUGAGGCGUAAAUCUCGCUCCGACUCUUCAGCGAAGCGCGUAUCAAGAGCCUGUUUGCACUGCCGACAACGUAAAUCCAAGUGUGAUCUGUAUGUUUCCAGCAUCCGCAUGCC